AUGACACAAAUUUUCUUCAUCGCUCUAGCAUUUGUUUUUGUAUCUCCGACUCUAAAUCAACAAGUUCUAACGGAUAUUCCGUUCGAUUGUAAAGGUCGCCUUGAUGGCUUUUGGAGCGACUUGAGAUAUUGCGAUGUAUUUCACGCAUGCAUUGCUGGCGAACAGAAACGAUCUUAUGGAUGUCCUCAAGUGGGAGAAAGAUUCUAUUUCGACGAGAAAACUCAAAUAUGUGACUUUGCAAGUAAUAAGACCGGUGGCUGUCCGACAAAUGAAUAUUAUACUUCAAUGACGGCUGUACCCACGUUAACUGGACGACCAUCUGGCACACAAACUCGUCGAGCUCUAUCGAACCAUGUAAAAAUAUCAAAAGAAAAUAUUUUACUUCAUAUUUGA
Molecule: messenger RNA, 393 nt
Organism: Rotaria sordida
Lineage: Eukaryota; Metazoa; Rotifera; Eurotatoria; Philodinida; Philodinidae
Source: the annotation of a GenBank genome assembly